AUAAUCAUCCCAAUCCCAAAUCUUGUUAAUUCAGUUUGGAAAUCACACGUUUUUUUAACAGCAUCUCACCAUGUCCACGAAAUCUUUUCCCGCCGAAUUUACAGUUCAUUACACGGAGAAACGGCAGCUCAGGGUAACAACUGGCGGCAUUAUUACAUCUUUAGGAAGAUUUAUUUUCUAUUUAUUGCUCCCUCGAUUCUCUUUGUAUUCCCACUUCAUAAGUUCACAGAUUGGUUCAAAGUUCAGACCUUUUGGGUUGUCUGAGUUUCUGGAGGAGAAAAGAUGAAAUUCGAUCAUGAAAUUCAGCCUCAGGACGAGGUGGCUGCGGCCAAACAGAAGAAAAUCGACGAAUGGCUUCCUAUCACGUCUUCCCGGAAUGCGAAAUGGUGGUACUCUGCUUUCCACAAUGUCACAGCCAUGGUGGGAGCUGGGGUGCUCAGUCUUCCUUAUGCCAUGGCUCAUAUGGGAUGGGGUCCUGGAGUGGUUAUACUGAUUUUGUCAUGGAUCAUCACCUUGUACACUUUAUGGCAAAUGGUGGAAAUGCAUGAGAUGGUGCCCGGGAGGCGGUUUGAUAGGUACCAUGAGCUAGGGCAGUAUGCCUUCGGUGAAAAGCUCGGCCUGUGGAUCGUGGUGCCCCAGCAGCUGGUUGUGGAAGUUGGCGUUGAUAUUGUCUACAUGGUCACGGGAGGGAAAUCAUUGAAGAAGUUUCAUGACACAGUUUGUCCUAACUGCAAAGACAUCAGACUCUCAUACUUCAUUGUGAUCUUUGCUUCUGUCCACUUUUUCCUCUCCCAUCUCCCCAACUUCAAUUCCAUAACCAUUGUCUCUCUCGCAGCUGCAGUCAUGUCCUUGAGUUACUCUACCAUUGCAUGGACAGCUUCUGUUGCUAAAGGGGUGCAACCAGAUGUGGACUAUUCAUACAGUGCUUCCACAAGAUCUGGAGCUGUCUUCAAUUUCCUUAGUGCAUUGGGUGAUGUAGCCUUUGCUUAUGCUGGGCACAAUGUGGUUCUGGAGAUCCAGGCAACAAUUCCCUCAACUCCUGAGAAACCUUCCAAGAUACCCAUGUGGAAAGGUGUUAUCGUUGCAUAUAUUGUGGUUGCAUUAUGCUAUUUCCCUGUUGCUCUGAUUGGAUAUUGGUUUUUCGGAAACUCUGUGGAUGACAACAUCCUCAUCACAUUGGAGAAACCCGCUUGGCUCAUCGCAACAGCUAACAUGUUUGUUGUUGUCCAUGUCAUUGGAAGCUAUCAGAUUUAUGCUAUGCCAGUUUUUGACAUGAUAGAGAGUGUGCUGGUAAAGAGACUGAAUUUCACACCUUGCUUCAGGCUUCGCUUGAUUAGCCGCACUCUAUAUGUUGCAUUUACAAUGAUUGUUGGUAUAUGCAUCCCAUUCUUUGGAGGUCUGCUUGGCUUCUUUGGAGGAUUUGCCUUUGCCCCAACAACAUACUUUCUCCCCUGCAUCAUGUGGCUUGCCAUCUACAAACCCAAAAGAUACAGCUUAUCUUGGAUAAUCAACUGGACAUGCAUCGUUCUUGGUGUUCUGUUGGUGAUUCUGGCUCCCAUUGGUGCAUUAAGGUCGAUCAUCAUAUCAGCUAAAAGCUACAAGUUCUUCUCCUGAAUUGCAUAAGGCGCACCAAGAUGUAGUUGUUCUUGUGAAUUAUCUUUCCAAAUGCCAGCAAUAUUUGGAAGAACAAAGCAAAAGUCACAUAAAGUUUUAUGGAGUCUGCCUGCGAACGGAGUUUGGUUACGUAUCUUGUUGCUUUAGCUUGUAGAGUCGCUGCUAUAGCUUUCGUAUGUCUUCAGCAUUGUUGAAUGAAUCUUUUUCUUAGGU
Messenger RNA from Rubroshorea leprosula, 1827 nucleotides. NCBI's taxonomy places the organism in Eukaryota, Viridiplantae, Streptophyta, Magnoliopsida, Malvales, Dipterocarpaceae. The record is from the annotation of a GenBank genome assembly.